This is a messenger RNA of Yarrowia lipolytica CLIB122, 1200 nucleotides long. RefSeq lists its product as uncharacterized. Lineage: Eukaryota; Fungi; Ascomycota; Dipodascomycetes; Dipodascales. The record is from RefSeq and is a predicted model, not a curated record. Gene Ontology annotation, cellular component: cytoplasm. Gene Ontology annotation, molecular function: 2-oxoglutarate-dependent dioxygenase activity.
AUGCCCCCUUCUCUCGACGAAAACACCACCACCUCCCUGGAGCAACCUCUCAACGACCUGUCCAUCAAGGUCAAGCCCAGAGUCAAGGGCGGAAUCUCCACCGAGUUCCUCAAGCACCUGCCUCCCCAUUCCCGAGCUCGACUGGAACGCCAUGGAGUCGAUCUGUCCAGAGGCUACCCGGAACGACCUACAGACAUUCCCUUCUACCUGGACGAAGCGGUGGCUGUGCGAGCCGACGAGCAGGAGUACAUUCCCAGAGGAAAGAACGCGGACCCCGAAAAGAAGGCGCUGCUGAAGAACGCCACAGCCGUCAAUAACCUCUCCAAACACAUUGGAACCGAGAUUGUGGGCGUCCAGCUGGCAGACCUCAACGAACAGCAACUGGACGAACUCGCCCUUCUCAUUGCCGAGCGAACCGUGGUCUUCUUCCGAGACCAGGACCUGCCCCCCGCCAAGCAGCUGGAAAUCGGCCAGUUCUGGGGCUCCCAGAUCGAGAAACACCCCCAGGUGCCCCAUGUGCCGGGCUACCCCGGUAUCACGGUCCUCUGGCCGGACCACCAGAUUCUGGAGGGACGAAAGGCCAAUUUCAAGCAGCCCGGAGGAGCCUCGGGAUGGCACACCGACCUGGUCCACGAAGCCCAGCCCGCGGGACUUACUCAUCUCCACAACGACCAGAUUCCUUCGGUCGGAGGAGAUACCGCCUGGUCCUCUGGAUACGGAGCCUACGACAAACUCUCGCCGGCAUUCCAGGAGUUCCUCAACGGCAAGACUGCCAUCUACCGAAGUGCCCACACCUACAUUGACCGAAACGACCCUCUGGCCGGUCCCAAACACAUUGAGAGAGAACACCCUCUGGUUCGAACCCACCCUGUGACGGGAUGGAAGACGCUGUGGGUUAACCGGGCCAUGACGGUCCGAAUCGUGGGCCUGGAACCCAAGGAGUCCGAUGCCAUUCUCUCGUAUCUCUACGACGUGUACGAGAAGAACCAGGACAUCCAGGUGCGGUUCCGAUGGCAACCCACCAAGGAGGGACUUGGAACCUCUGCCAUCUGGGACAACCGAAUCUCCCAGCACAACGCCAUCUGGGACUACGAAGGCAAGGAGCCCAGACACGGAACCCGAGUCACUUCGCUGGGAGAGGUGCCUCACUUCGACCCCACCAGUCCUUCUAGACGGGAGGCUCUGCAUCUGGGAGAGUAA